This is a messenger RNA of Hevea brasiliensis (rubber tree), 2914 nucleotides long. RefSeq names its product alpha-glucosidase. Lineage: Eukaryota; Viridiplantae; Streptophyta; Magnoliopsida; Malpighiales; Euphorbiaceae. The coding region runs from base 167 to 2830 and encodes 887 amino acids. Gene Ontology annotation, biological process: carbohydrate metabolic process. The transcript has 5 exons. The record is from RefSeq and is a predicted model, not a curated record. Gene Ontology annotation, molecular function: hydrolase activity, hydrolyzing O-glycosyl compounds; carbohydrate binding.
UAUGUCCAUUAAGCUAAAGGUAUUGCGAUAGUGUUAACCAAAGAGGCAAAGACCUCUGUUUUAUCAAACGACAGAACUAGAAGAAGAAGAAGGAAUGCUGCGAUCGUCCUCAAGUUAGAAUUCGACUUCACAGUUGAAGCAAAGCAUUCUCUUCUUCAACUCAAAAAUGAUCAUUUUUUCCUAUCAGUUGAUUCUCUUUUUCGUCUUCUUUCUCUGUUAUCUAUCCAAUGGAGAAGCAAAACCAGUUGGGUAUGGCUACAGAAUUCAAUCUGCUGGAAUUGAUGCCUCUGGAAAGUUGAAAGCCGAUCUUCAUCUCAUUAAGAAUUCCUCCUCUUUUGGUCCUGACCUUCAAAAUCUAAACCUGAUCGCCAGCUUCGAGUCAAAAGAUCGCUUGAGGAUUCGCAUAGCAGAUUCCAAUAAGCAAAGAUGGGAAAUCCCUCAAGAUAUAAUUCCCCGCCAAAAUGUUGACUUUGCAGUGAACCAUAUCAGUUCAUUGGAAAACCAGUUUAUUUCAGAUUCCAACUCCGACCUCAUCUUUACUCUCUACAACACCACGCCCUUCGGCUUCUCCGUUGCCCGUCGUUCCUCCGGCGAUGUUAUUUUCAAUGCCUCGCCGGACCCUUCAGAUUCUAGUACCUUUCUUGUUUUCAAGGACCAAUAUAUCCAGCUUUCCUCAUCCCUUCCUAAAAACAGGUCUUCCCUGUAUGGCCUUGGUGAGCACACCAAGAAGUCGUUUAUGUUGGUACCAGGUGAUCAGACGCAUACUCUAUGGAAUUCUGACAUUGGCAGUGCGAUUGUCGAUUUAAAUCUUUAUGGGUCCCACCCAUUUUACAUCGACGUCAGGUCGCCAUCGCCGGACGGUAAGUUUGCAGCAGGGACCAGUCACGGGGUUUUGCUGUUUAAUAGUAAUGGUAUGGACAUAGCUUAUGGAGGGGAUAAAAUCAGUUAUAAGGUAAUUGGUGGACUUAUUGAUUUAUACAUUUUUGCUGGGCCUUCGCCGGAGUUGGUAAUUCAACAAUAUACACAGCUCAUCGGCCGGCCGGCCCCUAUGCCUUAUUGGUCCUUUGGAUUUCAUCAAUGCAGGUGGGGUUACCAGAACGUUUCUGAUGUAGAAGGGGUGGUUGCUGGCUAUGCAAAAGCCGGUAUUCCUCUUGAAGUAAUCUGGACAGAUAUUGAUUACAUGGAUGGAUUCAAGGAUUUCACUCUUGAUCCUGUCAACUUUCCAUUGGAAAAGAUGAAGAAUUUUGUUGACACCCUUCAUCAAAAUGGUCAGAAAUAUGUGCUCAUCUUGGAUCCUGGUAUCAGUGUAAACUCUACAUAUGCGACUUACAUUAGAGGGAUGGAGGCUGAUAUCUUCAUUAAACAUGGUGGCAUUCCUUACAUGGGGAGGGUCUGGCCUGGAUCAGUCUACUUCCCCGACUUUCUAAAUCCGGGUGGUAGAGAGUUCUGGAGAAAUGAGAUCAAAAGGUUUCGAGAUCUUAUCCCCUUUGAUGGUCUCUGGCUUGACAUGAAUGAGAUAUCCAACUUCAUAGAUCCUUCUCCCACACCUUUCUCUAAACUUGAUGAUCCUCCGUACAAGAUCAACAUUGCUGGCGUUCGACGACCUAUUAACAACAAAACCAUCCCAGCAACAUCUGUACAUUAUGGAGACAUUGUGGAGUACAAUGUUCAUAACCUUUAUGGUUUAUUGGAAUCAAAAACCACCAAUGCAGCUCUAAUCAAUGUGACUGAUAAAAGGCCUUUCAUUCUUUCUAGAUCAACUUUUAUUGGCUCUGGCAAGUACACAGCACAUUGGACUGGAGACAAUGCUGCCCAAUGGGAUGAUUUAGCUUACUCUAUUCCAUCUAUACUGAAUUUUGGAUUGUUUGGAAUUCCAAUGGUUGGUGCUGACAUAUGUGGCUUUUCUGGGGACACGACUGAGGAGCUCUGUCGUCGUUGGAUUCAGCUAGGUGCAUUUUACCCCUUUGCAAGAGACCAUUCAGCAAAAGACAAAAAGCGUCAAGAGCUUUAUCUAUGGGAUUCUGUUGCAGCAACAGCUAAGAAGGUGCUUGGUCUCCGAUACCAAUUACUUCCUUACUUCUACACACUGAUGUAUGAGGCACACACUAAAGGGACUCCAAUAGCUCGGCCUCUGUUCUUCUCAUUCCCUCAAGACAUCAGGACUUACGAAAUCAGCUCUCAGUUUCUAAUUGGCAAAGGUGUGAUGGUGUCACCUGUGCUAAAGCCAGGAGCAGUAUCAGUUGAUGCAUACAUCCCGGCUGGAAAUUGGUUCGACCUUUUUAACUACUCACAUUCACUUAGUGCAGAUACAGGAAAGUACAUGAAACUUGAUGCUCCAGCAGAUCAUAUAAAUGUGCAUGUUCAUGAAGGUAACAUUUUGGCCUUACAAGGAGAAGCCAUGACAGCAAAAGAAGCUAGAAGGACACCAUUCCAUCUGCUAGUGGUUAUUAGCAGCAGAGAAAACAGUAGUGGAGAAGUUUUCUUAGAUGAUGGAGAGAGUGUGAAAAUGGGAGGAGAGGGAGGGAAGUGGAGCUUGGUGAAAUUUCAUGGUGGGAUGGUAGGGCAUAUAGCCAUGGUCGGAUCAAGCAUCAUUAAUGGAGAAUUUGCAACGAGUAAAAAAUGGAUCAUAGGUAAUGUGACAUUUAUAGGAUUAAAAAAUGCCAAGGAGUUGAAAGGGUAUGAAUUGCAUACAAAAAAUGAAACAAAAAAUGGAAAUUCAGAUGUAAGGGCAAGCUUUGAUAGCAAUAGACAGAUUGCUUCCUUGGAGAUUUUGGGCUUUUCUUUGUUUCUUGGAGAGGAAUUCCAGUUAGAGCUCAAAUUUAGCUUGUAAGAAAUGAUUCUCUGUUGUUCAGCAAUAAUUUUAAAUAGAACAAUUCUGUUAUGAAUGAAUAAAAACAAUAAUGAUUGAUCUUUA